This is a messenger RNA of Selaginella moellendorffii, 1640 nucleotides long. RefSeq names its product monodehydroascorbate reductase 5, chlorplastic. Bases 25 to 1518 code for a protein of 497 amino acids. Gene Ontology annotation, molecular function: oxidoreductase activity, acting on NAD(P)H; flavin adenine dinucleotide binding. Gene Ontology annotation, cellular component: cytoplasm. The transcript is spliced from 16 exons. Lineage: Eukaryota; Viridiplantae; Streptophyta; Lycopodiopsida; Selaginellales; Selaginellaceae. The record is from RefSeq and is a predicted model, not a curated record.
UUUUUUUUUUAAUUUAUUUUUCAAAUGGAGGCCCAGGGUUUUUCUCCUUGUUCCAUGGCGUCGUCUCGUCUCUUUGGCGCUGGCGCUAGGUUCUCGCAUUCCGCGAUCGUCCUCCCGGCUCCUCGGCAUCGAUUCGCAUCACGGCGAUCCGGCUACGCUGUCGCGGCUAAAGCGCAUCUCAACGAGAAUCGCGAAUAUGUGAUCGUCGGCGGUGGCAACUCUGCUGGCUACCUGGCUCACGCGUUCGCGGAGAAGGGACUGGCCGAUGGGAAGCUGUGUAUUGUAGCUAAAGAGACUGUUCCUCCUUACGAGCGUCCCGCAUUGACGAAGGCGUAUCUCUUUCCUUUAGAUGAGAAACCUGCCAGGCUACCUGGUUUUCAUACAUGUGUUGGAUCGGGAUGGGAGAGGCAAACACCGGAAUGGUACAAAGAGAAAGGAAUCGAGUUGUUGCAAGGGACUACCGUUUCUGGGCUUGAUAUUGCUGCUUCAACAUUGAAAACUUCCUCCGGCGACACAAUCAAGUAUGGAAACCUGAUAAUUGCUACAGGUUGCACUGCCGCCAGGUUGCCUGAGAAAAUCGGAGGAAACCUUCCAGGUGUUCACUAUAUUCGAGAAGUCGCUGAUGCAGAUAGUCUCGUAGCUUCCUUGAAAGGAGCAAAAAAAGCAGUUAUAAUUGGAGGUGGAUACAUAGGAUUGGAAGUUUCUGCUGCAACAUCCUCUUGGAAUAUUGAUACUACGGUUGUCUUCCCCGAACCCCAUGUAAUGUUUAGAUUAUUUACACCAUCAAUCGCGAAGCACUACGAGAAGUUUUACGAGGACCGUGGCGUUAAAUUCGUCAAGGGUCCUGUUGUCAGUAAAAUUGCUUCUGGAAGCAAUGGUCGGGUGGAGAAAGUGGAGCUAUCAGACGGGACCACGCUAGAAGCCGACGUAGUGGUGGUCGGCAUUGGUGCCAAACCUGCUAUUGGACCUUUCGUGGACGCCGGUCUCGCGACUGCGGAAGGAGGCAUUCAGGUCGAUGGUCAGUUCAGAACGAGCGUUCCGGGGAUCUCGGCAAUUGGCGACGUCGCAGCAUUCCCCUUGAAGAUGUAUGGCAGGACUACACGUGUGGAACACGUUGACCAUGCAAGAAAAUCAGCACUGCACUGUGCAAAUGCACUGCUCGAAACUCUAACAGAUCCAUACGAUUAUUUGCCUUUCUUCUAUUCGCGGGUGUUUGAAAACUCGAAGAGCUCUCGAAAGCUGUGGUGGCAGUUCUACGGUGACAAUGUGGGAGAAUCUGUGGAGUUCGGAGACUUCAACAACAAGUAUGGCGCGUUUUGGAUCGACGACGGCCGGCUCAAAGGCGUGUUUCUGGAAAGCGGCUCGCCCGAGGAAUUCGCACUACUCCCGAAGCUGGCCAGAGCACAGCCGAGUAUUGACAAGGCCAGGCUGCAAAGCGUCUCUUCGGUGGAGCAGGCCUUAGAGAUCGCGAGCAAACAAGUGGGAUCGCCACCGGCCACAGCAGCGGCAGUUGGAUAAAAAUUCUGGGCCAAGAUUUUUCGUCAAGUCGAGAGGUACGAACGAACGAGCUUUUAAGCUUUAAGGAAUGGAAUGAAUGGUGUUAUUGGGUGUUCUUGCAAUAAAAUUACAGAUGGUGGUCA